Messenger RNA from Aspergillus chevalieri, 1695 nucleotides. RefSeq names its product type 2C protein phosphatase PTC1 (gene ptcG). Gene Ontology annotation, molecular function: protein serine/threonine phosphatase activity; cation binding. Lineage: Eukaryota; Fungi; Ascomycota; Eurotiomycetes; Eurotiales; Aspergillaceae. Bases 1 to 1695 code for a protein of 564 amino acids. The record is from RefSeq and is a predicted model, not a curated record. Gene Ontology annotation, biological process: protein dephosphorylation. The transcript has 2 exons.
AUGUUCAGUGGCUCCUCGAGCCCACCCAAGGACAAGACCGAUUCCAUUCCACAUUCCAACAGCAUCGACACUCCUUCCUCCUCUCUAGCCGUUCCCGCCGAAGACAGCACCGUGUCUACCAAAAAGUUCUCCCCUCCCACUGGGUUCUUUAGCCGCAGAACCAGCGAAGACCAGAGCAACCCAGGUGGUGAGAAGAAACGCAGGAGUAGCACUGUUACUAAGGCGGCUACCUUUUUCAGUAACGCAAAACAGUCGUUGACCCUCAGCACUCAGCGCGAGGAAAACAGCAACGGGUCGCCAACUUCGCCCAAUCCACUGCAGAAACUCGGGAAUAUGGAUGCUGCAUUAAGUGUUCCCCAAGGGUCAGGCAAUAACUCCGCGGGUGAAUCGAUACCCACGGCGCGUUCAUCAUUCAGAGUCGGCGUCACGGAAGAUCGGAAUCGAAAAUGUCGUCGUACAAUGGAAGAUACCCACGCCUACCUGUACAAUUUCCUGGGAACCCCCGCCCCGUCUACGCGCAACGAUGUCAACGGUACCGACCAAGAUGUGUCCCCCACGGCGCCCACUUUCAACUCCACCGUCGAAACAGAUAACGGUUACUUUGCCAUUUUCGAUGGCCACGCAGGCACUUUCGCAGCCGAAUGGUGUGGGAAAAAGCUGCAUCACGUUCUCCAGGAUGUUAUGCGGAAAAACCCCAAUGCGCCCGUUCCCGAACUCCUCGACCAGACCUUUACCAGUGUUGAUCAGCAGCUGGAGAAGCUACCCUUGAAGAACAGUGGAUGUACCGCAGUUAUUGCUCUGCUCAGAUGGGAGGACCGGGUUCCCAACUCACAUUCGGCCACUGGUACCGCUGCACUUGCGCCCGUAGCCGCCGCGGAGACGACAAAGAGCGAAGGCGAAAAUGCUCAGUCCGAUCCUGCAACCGUGCUUCCCAAGCUUCAAGAGAAAGCUAGCCGUCAACGUGUGCUGUAUACCGCCAACGUUGGUGAUGCGCGUGCCAUUCUUUGUCGCAAUGGCAAGGCACUCCGUCUUUCAUACGACCAUAAGGGCAGUGAUGAGAACGAAGGGAAACGGAUAGCAAGCGCAGGCGGAUUAGUUCUCAACAACCGUGUUAACGGUGUUCUUGCUGUGACCAGAGCGUUGGGUGACGCGUACCUCAAGGAUCUUGUCACAGGGCAUCCCUAUACCACGGAGACAGUCAUUCAGCCGGACGCUGAUGAGUUUGUUAUUUUGGCCUGCGAUGGACUUUGGGAUGUCUGCAGUGACCAGGAAGCCGUGGAACUCAUCCGUAACGUUACCGACGCCCAAGAGGCCUCCAAGAUUCUGGUCGACCAUGCGCUUGCGCGAUUUAGCACAGACAACCUCUCGUGUAUGGUUAUUCGCUUUGACUCGAGCCGCGUCAAGGACGUAAUCAACCAAGCCGUUGAGCCGAUCGGUGUAGAUGGGGAUCCGGCAACCGCCAACCAGAGCGUCAGCGAAGCCGACAAGAUCGUCGAAGGAACCCGACAGAGCAUGGCCAAUGCAGGAAUCACCGAUGACUCUGAAAAUGCGCAAAAGGUCAACGAAGAGAUCAUCCGGAGGAUGUCAACCGACGAGCCUGGUCCAGAGUUGUCAGUCAACGAGCAUACCGAUGUCCCGCCGGAGACUGGUGAGAAGAAGCCCGAGACUGAAAACAAGGACGGCAAGGAUACCUGA